CUACCCAGUCGCAGGGUACCCAUCCCCCAGCACAGUGCAAGGGAAGUGCUGGGAGUGGGGUGUGCCAGCUGACAUGUGGGGCAGGAAGGACCUGCUGUGGGGCUGGGACAACGCAAAACUUAAAAAAGAGGAAGCCCUCAAGUGCCCCAGCCCAGUGCAGCAGUACCCAGGCAGACACAUCUGGCACCUCGCACACCUCCAUCACAGUGUCAGCUCUGUCACCCGAUGAGGUGACAGCCAACCCACCAGCAUGCCCUGGGCAUUGCCGCUGCGAUGGUCACCAUGGGGCCGGCCUGGCAUGAAGGCCUUGGUCACUGCUGGUGUGUUUGUAACCACCCUCUGGAACCUCAGGUUAUUCCUCAACCCCUCCAAGGGUUCUGGAGAAGACUCUAAACACAGGGAGCCAUUGAUGAUCCUGGUGUGGGAAUGGCCCUCCAAGCAGGUCCCCAACAUCAGCAGAGACGUGUGCCACGAGCUGUACAGCAUCACAGGCUGCCAGCUCACCACAGAGCAGCAGCUCCUGCACCAGGCCGAUGUGGUGGUGUUCCCCCACUCCAGACUCCAGCCUGGCCGGGACAAACUGCCCAAGGAGAGGCUGCCGGGGCAGAACUGGGUGUGGGUCUCCCUGGAGUCCCCCUCCAACACUAGAGCUCUAGCAGCAUGGAACCAGACCUUCAACUGGGUGAUGACCUACAGACAGGAUUCGGACAUCUUCAUCCCCUAUGGCAAGCUUGUGCCCAACCAGUCAGCCACCGUGAACAUCCCUGCAAAGACCAACUUGGUGUCCUGGGUUAUCAGCAACUACCACAGGACUCAGAAAAGAGCUGAAGUCUACAAAAACCUCUCCAGGUACCUCCAUGUGAAUAUAUAUGGGAAAGCAAACAACAAGCCCCUCUGCAAGGACUGCCUCUUGCCAACAAUAUCCAAGUCUAAGUUCUACUUGGCCUUUGAGAACUCCAUCCACCGGGACUACAUCACAGAGAAACUGUGGAGGAACUCCCUGCUGGCUGGCACCGUGCCUGUGGUGCUGGGGCCGCCCAGGGCCAACUACGAGCAGUUUGUUCCUGCAGACUCCUUCAUCCAUGUCAACGACUUUGACUCCCUAGAGGAGCUGGCCACCUUCCUGAAGACCAUGAACCCCAGCCGCUACCGGCAGUUCUUUGCCUGGCAGAAGAGGUUCAGCGUGAAGCUCUACACUGACUGGAGGGAGCGGAUCUGUGCCAUCUGCACAGCCUACCCCGAACUGCCCCAUGGCCACCUCUAUCCUGACCUGCAGAGCUGGUUCAACUCCUAGUGCACGCUGGGACCCUUGGGAUAGAUGCAGGCAGGGGUGGGAGGUGAUGCACCCACCUGCACACAGGAUGUGGAGCAAGUACGGGAGCCCCCACUCUCCUCCCAACCCAGCUGUUGCCACACUGCGACUUCAAGCAACUGCCCCUGACUUCAUUUCUUGUGAAACAGGACUUAUCACCCCAACCCAACACUGAACACCUUGCCAGGGUGCUGGCAGGACCAGAGGGUGCUUUGGAAAUAAGUGCCACAGUGCUGCUGUGCAUGGAGUGCGGGCAGGCCAGGGGUGUGGUGGGUGGCUCAGGGCUCCCCAACCUUCCCCUGUGAUCUUCAAUGUCCCCCCAGCACCUUCUGCUGAGUGUCAAAGUCCUGGCAGCAGAGGCCCUGUGGUGACAUUUGUAGCUGGACUGGAGGAGUGGAGGUCAGCCCGGGGUGGGGUGGGGGGGUGUUCCAUUAACCCAUGGCCAGGGAGGAAGGACAGAAUCUGCUCCCCCUCUUCCUGGCAGCACCCAUUUCCUGUCCCCCACCCCUGAGCCAUGAGUGUCACUGUGCCAGUGAGGAGCCACAGGACAGCAGAUACUCUCAGAGCAAUCUCAGUGCUGCCAGGCAGGCAAAGGGAUGCUGUGGUUUGUCACUCUCCCUGCUGUGACAGGAAACCAGUGAGCUUACAGCAUCUGGAGGCUUGCACAACUCCGAAGCAAAGCCAGUCCCGUGAGCAACUUGCACAUGCCCAACAUUGCACUGGGGAAACCCUGCACCAAGGUCACCCUGUACUGUACACAGAGGGCACCCUGCACCGCAGCCAUUCCAAGAGGAAGUACACAUCUGGGAUCAGUGGUGACAUUAGGGUUGAGUGACAAGACCAGGAGUAAGACAUGACUGCUCCAUCUGUGCCUUGCUCUUUUGCCCCUCUACUCUGUGCCAUCAACUCAUUUGAUAUAAACAACUCUUUUUGUCGCAAGUUUCCUUUCUAGUUUUCUUCCCUGAAGAAACCAAACCCCACCCACUUCUGCCACCCUGUGAGCUGCCGGGUGCCCAGCAGGACUGAGAAUUGGCAGAGUGGACAUCCCUCCCCGGCACAGCCCUGGUGAGGUAGCAGGACAGGCACACUGUGCUAUUCUGACUUCUGUGGCUUCUGAUUUCCGCUUCGUUGUUUUCUGGGUCAGCCUGAAGUGGAACAGGAGGGGCCUGUGGGUACCCACAAACAGAUGCUGGGUAUUCAUGGGCAAAG
This is a messenger RNA of Ficedula albicollis (Collared flycatcher), 2521 nucleotides long. It is a transcript of the gene FUT7, whose product is annotated as fucosyltransferase 7. The record is from RefSeq and is a predicted model, not a curated record. The transcript has 2 exons. Gene Ontology annotation, cellular component: membrane. Bases 251 to 1294 code for a protein of 347 amino acids. Gene Ontology annotation, molecular function: alpha-(1->3)-fucosyltransferase activity. NCBI's taxonomy places the organism in Eukaryota, Metazoa, Chordata, Aves, Passeriformes, Muscicapidae.